Molecule: messenger RNA, 1620 nt
Organism: Penicillium pulvis
Lineage: Eukaryota; Fungi; Ascomycota; Eurotiomycetes; Eurotiales; Aspergillaceae
Product: putative MFS alpha-glucoside transporter
Exons: 1
Coding region: 1-1620 (539 amino acids)
Biological process (GO): carbohydrate transport; transmembrane transport
Cellular component (GO): membrane
Molecular function (GO): carbohydrate:proton symporter activity
Source: RefSeq, a predicted model, not a curated record
AUGGCUGAGCAUCAAGAAGAUGUUAGCGACAGAGCUACAACGACCGUGGUCUACGACAAGGAUGAGGAAAAAUAUUCAGCUGCAAUCGACACCCUGAAGGGCGCUCAGAGAGCGACUGACGAUGAGCAUGGGAUGACUCUCAGAGAGGGUAUUCGAAAGUACCCCAAGGCCGUAUUCUGGUCAAUCUUGUUCUCAACGGCACUUAUCAUGGAAGGAUUCGACCACGCGUUCGUCAGCGGUUUCUUUGCCUUUCCAGCCUUCCAAAAACGAUACGGCGAGCUACAGAGUGAUGGCUCCUACCAAAUCCCUGCCGACCUACAAUCUGGUAUCAGCAACGGUGUCAAUGCCGGAGAAAUCAUUGGUCUCUUGAUCAACGGAUUCGUUGCCGACUGGAUCGGUUACCGCUGGGUCAUGAUGACCUGUCUCAUGCUCAUGACGGCUUUUAUCUUCCUUCAGUUCUUUGCCACGAGUAUCUAUAUGUACAUGGGAGCUGAGAUCUUAUUGGGUGUGCCGUGGGGUGUCUUCCAGACUCUUUCUACUACAUAUGCUGCCGAGGUGUGCCCUAACGUCUUGCGACCGUACCUCACAAUGCUGGUUUCUCUCUGCUGGAGUAUCGGCUACCUCCUGGGUACUGGUGUACUACGAGCUUUCCUUUCCUCAACUGGACAGUGGGCCUACAGAAUUCCAUUUGCGCUUCAAUGGAUUCUACCUAUCCCGCUUGCGAUCGGUAUCUUCUGCGCCCCCGAGUCGCCAUGGUGGCUUACACGCAAGGGCCGAAUGGACGAUGUACGAAAGUCUCUGCGCCGUCUACGAUCCAAUGAUAGCUCGGAAGCCGAGAUUGAGGAUACAAUUGCGAUGAUGGAACACACUAUCAAGAUCGAGAACGAGAUGAAGGCUACAAGCAACUACUGGGAUCUCUUCAAGGGCGUGAACCUGCGUCGCACCGAGAUCACCGUGUUCGUUUAUCUCAUUCAAGAACUUUGCGCACCACUCGUAUCUUACAUUGUGUACUUCUUGGAGCAAGCUGGUCUUGCCUCUGCCGCCUCUUUCGAUUUUGGCAUGGGAGAAUAUGCCUUGGCUAUUGUUGGCGUGUUCAUUGCCUGGUUCUUAGUACCAAAGGUUGGCCGUCGCACGCUGUUAUUGACCGGUACUGGAUUCUUGACAUUAACUACUUUCGUCAUUGGCUUCUUGGGCAUUCCAAGCAUAUCUACCCAUCCAAACAUUGGUUAUGGAAUCGGAAGCAUUCUCUUAAUUCAAUACUUUGUCCUCUUUAUCACGAUCGGUCCUAUCAUCUAUACUAUCGUGACUGAGAUUCCUUCUAACUUCCUUCGAACCAAGAGUGUUGCUCUGGCGCGUGCGGUAUACAACAUUGGUGUCCUUGUUUAUGGACAGCUUAUCCCGCACAUGGUUCAGAAUGCGGCUUGGGACUGGGGAGCCAAGAGUGGCUUUUUCUGUGGAGGUAUUAUGGCCCUUGGUUUUAUUUGGGCUUAUUUCCGUCUUCCAGAGACUAAGAACCGAACAUUCGCUGAGAUGGAUAUUCUGUUCAAGAAUGAAGUCAAGGCUAGGGACUUUGAGAAGACAAAGGUGGAUCUCGCAUCCGAGACUGUCUCGCAAGAGUGA